Molecule: messenger RNA, 2172 nt
Organism: Camelina sativa (false flax)
Lineage: Eukaryota; Viridiplantae; Streptophyta; Magnoliopsida; Brassicales; Brassicaceae
Source: RefSeq, a predicted model, not a curated record
AUGUCCUUCAUGGAUGCUUUCUCCGGCUACAACCAAAUCCUUAUGAACCCAGACGACCAGGAGAAGACUGCAUUCAUUACAGACCGCGGGAUUUACUGUUACAAGGUGAUGCCUUUUGGGUUAAAGAAUGCGGGAGCAACUUACCAGAGACUGGUAAAUCGAAUGUUCGAGCCCCAGCGCGGAAAGACCAUGGAAGUCUACAUCGAUGACAUGCUGGUAAAGUCAAUGGAAGCCAGCUCGCAUCUUGCGGAUCAGAAAGUUUGCUUCGACAUCCUGAAUCAGUUCGGGAUGAAGCUUAACCCCACGAAAUGCACCUUUGCAGUCCCAUCAGGGGAGUUUCUGGGGUAUAUCGUCAUAGAAAGAGGAAUCGAAGCGAAUCCGAGGCAGAUUAACGCUUUCUUGUCUAUGAGUUCUCCUAGGACUUUACGCGAAGUGCAACGCCUUAACGGACGGAUCGCAGCCCUCAACCGCUUCAUCUCUCGAUCUACGGACAAAUGCCUCCCGUUCUACCAGCUGUUGCGAAAAGGGGGAAAAAAUUUCUUAUGGGAUGCGAAGUGCGAAGAGGCGUUCGCUCAGCUCAAAGCCCAUCUGUCUGAACCGCCGGUCUUGGCUAAGCCCGAGUUUGGUGAGCCGCUCUUUCUUUACGUAGCCGUCUCGGACAGUGCAGUCAGCGGAGUCUUGGUUCGUGAGGAAAGGGGGGAGCAGCGACCAAUUUUCUAUAUCAGUAAGUCGUUUACUGGGGCAGAGUCCAGGUACCUUAUGAUGGAGAAAUUGGCCCUAGCAGUAGUCACUUCGGCAAGAAAGCUGCGACCUUACUUCCAGUCCCAUACAAUCAUAAUCCUGACGACGCAACCACUUCGGACGGUAUUACAUACUCCGAGCCAGUCCUGGAGACUUGCUAAAUGGUCUGUCGAGUUGAGUGAAUACGACAUCGAGUUCCGGACACGAACCUGUGCUAAGGCGCAAGUGCUGGCUGAUUUUUUGAUCGAACUCCCACUAGCCUCUUCGGUUAGCAACAAUGUUGAAGUCCCAUGGAAGUUGUAUGUUGAUGGCGCUUCUUCCAGAUCGGGAGCAGGAAUUGGGGUCCGCCUCACUUCUCCUACUGGCGAACUGGUCACCAACCAGUUCUUGGGGGAGUACGAGACAAAGGAUGGUCGUAUGGAGGCUUAUCUGUCCACAGCUCAGGAGUUAGUCGCUAAGUUCGAGGAUUUUGAAAGCUCAAACGUCGUCACCCGGACGAUGGAAAAACAGUUGGCUGUUGAGGAGGCAGCUCGCAAGGCGGCUGCAGACUCUUUACCAUCGGAGGAUCCGGCCCCCGUUAUGGCUACUCCGAUGGAAGUUCACCCGCCUCUGGCAGAGCUAGACGCGAGUCAAACUCCGGAAUCGUCGAGCUCACCUGUUGACAAUCAAGCUGUUAUCCCACAUACUACUUUGAGCAGGGAACUCCCAGCUGACAAAUGGGCAGCCAGGAAACUCAAGGUUGUCAGUGCGCGAUAUUGCGUUCACAACGGAGUACUUCUACGCCGAAUUGUAGCUGGUCCUUAUUUAACAUGCGUGGCUGGUAAAGAGCCCGCGAUGCUAAUGCGAGCUGUUCACGAUGGUCCCAAUGGAAAUCACUCUGGAGGUCGGACUCUGGCUUUCAAAAUUAAAAGGCAAGGUUACUUCUGGCCCACCAUGGUCACGGACUGCGAAAAAUAUUCUCGAACUUGUGAGAAGUGUCAAAAGCACGCCCCGUCAAUUCAUCAACCUACUGAGCUCCUGUCUUCUUUGUCCGCAUCUUACCCAUUCAUGAGGUGGUCUAUGGAUAUCAUUGGUCCAUUACAUCGAGGACCAGGAGGAGUUCAGUACGUGCUCGCUCUUACUGACUAUUUCUCCAAGUGGGUAGAAGCGGCAGCCUAUACGAAAGUAACAAGUGACGAAGUGGAACAGUUCGUGCUUAAGAACAUAAUCUAUUGCUACGGCGUCCCUUGUGAAAUCAUCACGGACAAUGGUCCACAGUUCAUCUCCUCGAAGUUCGAAGAGUUCUGCGCGAAGUGGAAAAUUCGACUCAAUAAAUCAACUCCUCGUUACCCGCAAGGUAAUGGGCAAGCCGAGGCGAUGAAUAAGGUCAUACUUGCCAACUUGAAGAAACGGCUCGAUGCUCGUAAGGGGCGCUGGCCGGACGAACUGUAG